AUGUCCGCGCCAUCGCCCGCUCCGCUCCCCAACUUCGCCCGCGCCGCGUCGCGAAGAGCGUUCCUCACCGCCUCCGCGCUCGGGAUCUCCGCGAUCACGCGCGUCGGCGGUGCGCACGCGCGCGCCGUCGCCGCGAACCCGCGAACGGCGACGAAACCUGAACUCGACGGCCCGCGCACGCGCGUCGCGCUCAACGGCCGACGCCUGAUCGCCAUCGGAGACCUGCACGGUGACUUUUUGGCCAUGGUGAAAUCGCUCGAGCUCGCGCAGGUGAUCGAUGGGAACGGGAAGUGGAACGGCGGCGACGCCGUCGUCGUCCAAGUCGGCGACGUGCUGGACCGAGGCGAUAGUGAAAUCGCCAUCCUGCGUAAACUACGAUCGCUGGCGAAGCAAGCGAAGGAAGCGGGUGGAGACUUGAUCACGAUGAAUGGGAAUCACGAGAUCAUGAACGUGAUGGGGGAUUUUCGAUACGCCACGCCGGGGGCGUUCGAGGAGUGUCGGCGAUACGCGGAGAAGAAACGAGCCAAGGAGAACGCGAAGGAGGGUAAAGGAGAGGAAGCGAGCGCGACGCGAGGCGACGAAGAUGAAGCGACGGCGGGCAUUCGCGCGAGGCAACAGUUGUUCAAGCCGGGUGGAGAGAUUGCCAAGUGGUUGGCGAAGCAACCGACGGUGCUCGUCGUCGACGACGGUACUGUGUUCGCGCACGCCGGGAUUGAUUUAUCGCACGUCGAGUACGGCUUUGAACGCAUAAAUAAAGAAGUCGCGAUGUGGAUGGAGGGUAAGACGAAAAUGCCUCCAAAGCAAGUGCUCGAAUCGGACGGCGUGGUGUGGACGAGGGACUACGGCGGAAAAGACGCGGGCAUCCAAUACGAAGCGCAGAGUUGCCGACGCCUCGCAUCCGCGCUCGAAGGCGCGGAUGCGAAACGACUCGUCAUUGGACACACCCCGCAAACGACCGGGGUGACGAGUGGGUGCAAAGGCACGGUCUGGCGCGUCGACGUGGGUGCGUCAAGAGGCAUUUACGGUAACUCGGCGCAAGUCAUAGAAAUUAUCGGCGGAAAGGUGCGCGUGCUCGCGUGA
Molecule: messenger RNA, 1080 nt
Organism: Ostreococcus lucimarinus CCE9901
Lineage: Eukaryota; Viridiplantae; Chlorophyta; Mamiellophyceae; Mamiellales; Bathycoccaceae
Exons: 1
Coding region: 1-1080 (359 amino acids)
Molecular function (GO): hydrolase activity
Source: RefSeq, a predicted model, not a curated record